This is a messenger RNA of Rhinichthys klamathensis goyatoka, 812 nucleotides long. RefSeq names its product endothelin 2 (gene edn2). The transcript is spliced from 5 exons. The record is from RefSeq and is a predicted model, not a curated record. Gene Ontology annotation, molecular function: endothelin B receptor binding; hormone activity. Gene Ontology annotation, biological process: regulation of vasoconstriction; vein smooth muscle contraction; intracellular calcium ion homeostasis. Lineage: Eukaryota; Metazoa; Chordata; Actinopteri; Cypriniformes; Leuciscidae. Gene Ontology annotation, cellular component: extracellular region. Bases 80 to 589 code for a protein of 169 amino acids.
CACUGUGGACUGCAGACACUGACUGAACAUCAACACUCAUCUGGAUUUAACAGACGCGUUAAACUCUUGAGAAACUACAAUGGCUUUCUCACUGCGGACUGCUGUCUUUAUCUCAGUUACACUAUGUGUGCUGCAGCAAGGGUUUGGAUAUCCACUAUCUGAACAGUCUGAAGCAUCUGGCAAUCCAUCUGCUCUCAAACGGGUUCGUACCAAGCGCUGCUCCUGUAGCAGUUGGUUGGACAACGAGUGCAUCUAUUUCUGCCAUUUGGACAUCAUCUGGGUCAACACACCAAGUAAGAUAACCCCUUUUGGUCUGGGAAGUUCUCUUUCCCGUCGCCGGCGUUCCACUGGUCGUUGUGAAUGUGCGAAUCCCACUGAUCGUACCUGCUCCAGUUUCUGUCACACCAGCUCAGAAAAUCCAGAUAUGGAGAUUGUGACCCAACUUGGUGACCAGUUAAAUCACAUGGGCAAAAGCAGUGAUCCUCUACUGUCAACUCUCAGGAAGGUGUUUAAAGACAACCUCAUUACAGCGUCACGAUCUGCUACACCCAAAAAUAAAUCCAGAGCCAGGAAUCUCUUAAUCAGUUAGAGCGAGAUGAAACGACGGUCGUGUGAGCAUUUGAACAAAACCAAUCCUGGAUGAGGAGGAUGUGCCUUGUGUGAAGAGGGGGCAAACAUGGUGGAUUCUCUGAAUUUAAAGAUAGAACUGAAUCCUGCGGCACAAACCCUCAGUUUCUUCAGUUGAGGUGGAGCAGAAACGACGGUUCGCCAGAGUACAAGGAUGAUUUAGGUGGUGAAAAGAAGAACAGAUC